Nematostella vectensis (starlet sea anemone) is the source of this 1082-nucleotide messenger RNA. Its product is annotated as sugar transporter SWEET1. The coding region runs from base 120 to 797 and encodes 225 amino acids. The transcript is spliced from 6 exons. Gene Ontology annotation, cellular component: membrane. The record is from RefSeq and is a predicted model, not a curated record. NCBI's taxonomy places the organism in Eukaryota, Metazoa, Cnidaria, Anthozoa, Actiniaria, Edwardsiidae. Gene Ontology annotation, molecular function: sugar transmembrane transporter activity. Gene Ontology annotation, biological process: carbohydrate transport.
CUUCACUUCGCUCUGCCACAGUCCUUUAACACGUUUUUCGUUGAUCGUCGAUUUGUUGUUUGUGAUUUUUGUGGCAAACAUAGGUAUAAGAUGCCGCUUUGAACUCUAAAAUACAGUAGAUGGACGCAAAGGCACUAUUAUCAUGGACGGCUACUAUCUCGCAGUUUGGAAUGCUUCUCAGCGGAGCUCAAAUAUGUCUGCGCAUCCAAAGGCAAGGUAGCACUGGGGAUGUGGCAGUCUUACCUUUCUUAGCAACAUGUGCAAGUUCAAUCCUAUGGACAAAGUAUGGCCUUCUCACAAAAGACUUCCCCAUAACAGUCAUCAGUGCAGCUGGCAUAAUUUUUCAGAGUUUAUAUCUUCUAAUAUUUUAUCUUAAUUCCAGAGACAAGAAAACUCUCAAUCCUAAAUUAUUCUGGUCAUUCUGUCUUGUUUGUGGGGUUUUGUCCUAUAUCAAAUAUCAUGUAAUGGAUAAAGAAACUGCGGUGUUCCACCUUGGUUUGGUGUGUAGUGUGUUUUCUGUGGCUGUUUAUGGGUCUCCACUGGUCUCUCUGGCCACAGUUAUUAGGAAAAAGAGCACUGAAUGUCUGACGUUUUCCCUAUGCCUGGCUAAUUUCCUGGUUUCUCUGCAAUGGGCAAUGUAUGGUAAACUGGCACAAGAUAACUUCAUUACAGUUCCCAACAGUGUUGGAGCUUUACUAGGCUCUUUGCAGCUCUCUCUCUUUGUGUGCUACCCUUCAACCCCUCAAAGAACAGUUACAUACACACCAGGAUCGAAACCUAGCUCAUGGGAGGUCUAGAUUAUUCUAGAAAUUUCCAUAUCAAUAGUCCAAACGUACAAAGUACCUGGGCGAUUGUGGUGUGGCAAAGUAGCAUUGAAUUUAAACCUAGUAUUGUUGGAGGCUAAGAUAUGUCCACACAGAAAUGCACUCUGUAGAACAUGAUCGAAACAGUAUAAUAGAAUGAAUAUUACCCACUGUCCAUACUUAGUACCUGCAAUACGCCUCUAAGAUAUCUGCAUAUCUAAUGAUGAAAUAAAAUGAUGGUUGAAGGCUUUCAUAGAAAGUGCUCAAUACUCGAAAGUA